CCCCGCCCCUUCCCCCGCCCGGGCGGCCAUGGCCAUUCCCGGCAUCCCCUAUGAGCGACGGCUUCUCAUCAUGGCGGACCCUAGAGAUAAGGCGCUUCAGGACUACCGCAAGAAGCUGCUGGAGCACAAGGAGAUCGACGGCCGUCUCAAGGAGUUAAGGGAACAAUUAAAAGAACUUACCAAGCAGUAUGAAAAGUCUGAAAAUGAUCUGAAGGCCCUACAAAGUGUUGGGCAGAUUGUAGGUGAAGUACUUAAGCAACUAACUGAAGAAAAAUUCAUUGUUAAAGCCACAAAUGGACCACGAUAUGUUGUGGGUUGUCGUCGACAGCUUGACAAAAGUAAGCUGAAGCCAGGAACAAGAGUUGCUUUGGAUAUGACUACACUAACUAUCAUGAGAUAUUUGCCAAGAGAGGUGGAUCCACUGGUCUACAACAUGUCUCAUGAGGACCCUGGGAAUGUUUCUUAUUCUGAGAUUGGAGGACUAUCAGAACAGAUUCGGGAAUUGAGAGAGGUGAUAGAAUUACCUCUGACAAACCCAGAAUUAUUCCAGCGUGUGGGAAUAAUACCUCCAAAAGGCUGUUUGUUAUAUGGACCACCAGGUACAGGAAAAACACUUUUGGCAAGAGCUGUUGCUAGCCAGCUGGACUGCAACUUCUUAAAGGUUGUAUCUAGUUCUAUUGUAGACAAGUACAUUGGUGAAAGUGCUCGUUUGAUCAGAGAAAUGUUUAAUUAUGCCAGGGAUCAUCAACCAUGCAUCAUUUUUAUGGAUGAAAUAGAUGCUAUUGGUGGUCGUCGGUUUUCUGAGGGUACUUCAGCUGAUAGAGAGAUUCAGAGAACUUUAAUGGAGUUACUGAAUCAAAUGGAUGGAUUUGAUACUCUACAUAGAGUUAAAAUGAUCAUGGCUACAAACAGACCGGAUACACUGGAUCCUGCUUUGCUUCGUCCAGGAAGAUUAGAUAGAAAAAUACAUAUUGAUUUACCAAAUGAACAAGCAAGAUUAGAUAUAUUGAAAAUCCAUGCAGGUCCCAUUACAAAGCAUGGUGAAAUAGAUUAUGAAGCAAUUGUGAAGCUUUCAGAUGGCUUUAAUGGAGCAGACCUGAGAAAUGUUUGUACUGAAGCAGGUAUGUUUGCAAUUCGUGCUGAUCAUGAUUUUGUAGUACAGGAAGACUUCAUGAAAGCAGUCAGAAAAGUGGCUGAUUCUAAGAAGCUAGAGUCUAAAUUGGACUACAAACCUGUGUAAUUUACUGGAAGGUUUUUGAUGACUGCAUGACAGAUCCUGGCUUAAUGUAAAAAUAAAGUUAAGGAAAAUAAUGUAUGUAUUGGCAAUGAUCUCAUUAAAAGCAUAUGAAUAAAAAUAUGUAUGGAUAACACUGUAAAAAUUAGUAAUUGAGUAAUUCUACUUUUAAGAUUGGUACAGAAGAAAUUUGUAUGUUUGUUAAUAUUGCAUUUAUUGCAGCAAAAGUUAUGAGUAUGUUGAAGCUUUUCGUAUUUGCUGUGUGACCAUUUUGUAAAACAUUGAAAGUAGUUUGAAAUCGUAGUAUGAGAGCAUUUCUUAUGACUUAUAUCAUUUGUUUUCCUCAUCCUAAAAAGUUGAAUAAAAUCCGUUUUAGUUCUCCUACAUAUAUUUUUGUCUUUUUAAAGAUUACAUUUAUGAUGGUCCUUUUAGUAAAUUAUUUAAUAAUCAAAAUGAAUUCUCUUUAGAUUACAGGCUUUUGAAUUUUAAAACCGUACACACACUCAGUGUUCCUAACAGCGUCUUGUUAUAUAAAGCAUAGAUGUGUAUAUCUAUAUUGAUAAUGGAAGGUCUUUAUUCACUCUUCACCUAUGAUUAGACUGUAUGAUAGCUAAUUGAAAUAGUACAUGCAUGUCCAUAACCAUUUUUUAGAUUGAUUAAAAGUAAUAUUUGCUAACAAA
This is a messenger RNA of Neofelis nebulosa (Clouded leopard), 1914 nucleotides long. It is a transcript of the gene PSMC6, whose product is annotated as proteasome 26S subunit, ATPase 6. Bases 29 to 1240 code for a protein of 403 amino acids. Gene Ontology annotation, biological process: positive regulation of RNA polymerase II transcription preinitiation complex assembly. Gene Ontology annotation, molecular function: ATP hydrolysis activity; ATP binding; proteasome-activating activity. Lineage: Eukaryota; Metazoa; Chordata; Mammalia; Carnivora; Felidae. The record is from RefSeq and is a predicted model, not a curated record. The transcript is spliced from 14 exons. Gene Ontology annotation, cellular component: cytosolic proteasome complex; proteasome regulatory particle, base subcomplex.